GGAAGCGAACACCCUCUUUGUCCCACCAAUUCCACCAGACAAGGAAGAGGAUAUUUCCCCUUCUGCCGAAAGACGGUUAGCCCUGGGAAUUGGAAGAGGAUCCACCCAAGAUCCCACAGGACCGAUUUCCAGGAAAAGGGGCAUCAAAAGCUGGAAGGGGCCUGAGUCUCUCUGGAUCUCUCGAGAGAGCCUGCUCCCAGAUGCAGUCAUGACUGAAAUGAUGAGGGGCUGUGAGGGCCCUGACACCCCGGGUGAAACGUGUGCUGCAUGCCAGAUGUCUACAGGAGGUCUGGAUCCUGCCAUGAGUGGUGAGCCUGGUCUGAACACUGAUCAGGAGAUGCAGUGGAUCUCAGCCAGGGAGGACAGCUCCCACCGAGCGCCUUGUUUGAACACCCAGCUCUUCCUAAGCCCGCCCCAGGGCCUGGGGGCAGAUCCCUUCCGGAGCUCCCCCUCGGAGUCAUGCGGCGACCUCCCUGGCGAGACCUACGAGGAGAUGUCCAGGGACCCCCUUGAGCUGCCCUGCGAGGAGAUGUGCGUCCGGGCAGCCCCUUGCGGGGGCCAGUGCCCGGAAUCGCCAUGUGAGGAACUGUGUGAGAGUGUCUUCAAGGGGCCAGCCUCCCGGAGGCUGUACGAAGAGGAGCGUUAUGUGGAGAUGUGGUCAGGGAAGGCUCGCCUGCCCUCCAUUGUAGUGGAACCCAUCGAAGGGGGCGAAGUGGAAAGCGGGGAGCUGCGGUGGCCCCCCGACUUCACGUUGCUGGAGGAGGCGGAGCAAGACGAGCUCUUUGCUGACGGCGAGGAGGACUUGGGGGCAGGAUUGUCGUCUUUCGACAGCGACGUGGAGGAGGUGCUUCUGUAACGUUCUGCCCAAUGUUUCCCCGGGACGGAUGGACAGAAACGGCACCUUCCCAACGCCACCCAUGUCUAAUCACGACUUGGCAACGUCUUGGAAAGGGACUGUGGGGCAUCGCCUUGGAAAGAAGCAAAAGUGGCAUCCCGCUGUUUUGUUUCGAGGUGUCUCUCGGAGGGGUAGCAGAUGUCAGGAGCUUGUCCUACACUCGAGUAGGACUCUGGCAGAGACACAUGCUCGACUGGCAUGUUCUCUCCCUCCUGGUCGAU
This is a messenger RNA of Podarcis muralis (Common wall lizard), 1116 nucleotides long. RefSeq lists its product as uncharacterized. The record is from RefSeq and is a predicted model, not a curated record. NCBI's taxonomy places the organism in Eukaryota, Metazoa, Chordata, Lepidosauria, Squamata, Lacertidae. Gene Ontology annotation, biological process: positive regulation of DNA-templated transcription. Gene Ontology annotation, cellular component: nucleus.